AUGGAUUCAGUGGAAAAGACAAGUCAUAAAAGUGAACAGAAAUCAAGAAAGUUUCUCAAAAGCCUGGUCCGGAAGCAGCCCCAGGAGCUCCUCCUGGUCAUUGGGACAGGCGUCAGUGCAGCCGUGGCCCCGGGGAUCCCGGCGCUGCGCUCCUGGCGAGGCUGCAUUGAGGCAGUGAUCGAAGCCGCUGGACAGCUGGAGGUGCUGCACCCCGGGGACAUCGCCGAGUUCCGGAGGAAGGUGACCAAGGACCGGGACUUGCUGGUGGUUGCCCACGAUCUCAUCCGCAAGAUGUCACCUCGCACAGGGGACACCAAGCCCAACUUCUUCCAGGACUGUCUGAUGGAGGUCUUUGACAACCUGGAGCAGCACAUCCAGAACCCACUGGUGCUGCAAGCCAUCCUGCGCCUGAUGGAGUGCGGCACCAUGGUGCUGACCACCAACUACGACAACCUGCUCGAGCUGGUCGGGCAGCAGCAGAACCGGCCCAUGGAGUCACUGGACCUCCAGGACAAGACCAAGGUCCUGCAGUGGGCGCGAGGACACAUCAAGUACGGCGUGCUUCACAUUCACGGCCUGUACACAGACCCCUGUGGGAUGGUGCUGGACCCGUCCGGGUAUAAAGAUGUCACCCAAGACCCCGAAGUUAUGGAAGCUCUGCAGAACUUGUACCGCACCAGGUCGUUCCUGUUUGUGGGCUGUGGGGAGACCCUCCGUGACCAGAUCUUCCAGGCACUCUUCCUGUACUCGGUGCCCGAUAAGGUGGAGCUGGAACACUACAUGCUGGUCCUCAAGGAGAGUGAGGACCAGUUCUUCAAGCACCAGGCGGACAUGCUGCUGCACGGGAUCAAGGUGGUGUCUUAUGGGGACUGCUUCGACAGCCUCCCCGGCUACGUGCAGGACCUCAGCACUCAGAUCUGCAGGCAGCGGAGCCCAGACGCUGACCACGUGGACAGCACCACACUGCUGAGUAGCGCCUGUCAGGACUGUGCGAAGAGGAAACUAGAAGAGAACGGAUUGGGACUUUCAAAAAAACCUCGACAGUCAGACACUGCUGUUGCCCACGUUCUGCUGUGUCCUCAUGGCUGCAUUGUUCUUGUCCUCGACUUCCUGUCCUUACUACUUGAGCCUUUCCUGUUCUUGUUCCCCAUUCACACGUCCUUAGCCUCCGGGAGCUCCCACCGACACCAGUGUGAACUUGCCCAGGGCUGUGUGUCUGAUAGUUGA
Messenger RNA from Chrysochloris asiatica (Cape golden mole), 1227 nucleotides. RefSeq names its product family with sequence similarity 118, member A (gene SIRAL2). Bases 1 to 1227 code for a protein of 408 amino acids. The record is from RefSeq and is a predicted model, not a curated record. Lineage: Eukaryota; Metazoa; Chordata; Mammalia; Afrosoricida; Chrysochloridae. The transcript is spliced from 8 exons.